UUGGAUGUUGCCUGUUGUGAGGACGCGAGGAAUCUUAUAUAAAGGGCAUGCUCGAGCCGGCCCCCCUGAACAUUCUCGCUUCACUUUACACUUGUCUUCAACUUCAACUUUAUCCAUUCUUUUUUGUCUAAGAAUUUAACCCCAGGUUUUCACACAACAAAUACAUCAUAUCAUGUCUGUCAUCAAGGUCGGUAUUAACGGUUUCGGUCGCAUCGGUCGCCUCGUCUUCCGCGCUGCCCUCACCAACCCCAACGUCCAGGUCGUUGCCAUCAACGAUCCCUUCAUGAAGGUCGACUACAUGAGCUACAUGCUCCGCUUCGACUCGACCCACGGACGCGUCGGCGCCCAGGUCACUGUCGAAGACGGCAAGCUCGUUGUCAAUGGCCAUGCUGUCGAUGUGUAUGCUGAGCGCAACCCCGAGCAGAUCCCCUGGGGCCAGUCCGGCGCUGUCUACGUUGUCGAGUCCACCGGUGUCUUCACCACCAAGGAGAAGGCCGGCCUCCACUUGAAGGGUGGUGCCAAGCGCGUCAUCAUCUCGGCGCCCUCCAGCGACGCCCCCAUGUACGUGUGCGGUGUCAACCUCGACAAGUACAACCCCGCCCAGGACACCGUUAUCUCGAACGCCUCCUGCACCACCAACUGCCUUGCCCCCCUGGCCAAGGUCCUGCACAACGAGUUCGGAAUUAUUGAGGGUCUGAUGACCACCUGCCACGCCGUCACUGCCACCCAGAAGACCGUCGACAGCCCGUCCGAGCGCGACUGGCGUGCUGGCCGCGGUGCUGGCCAGAACAUCAUCCCCGCCGCCACUGGUGCCGCUAAGGCCGUCGGCAAGGUUAUCCCCGAGCUGGCUGGCAAGCUCACCGGCAUGUCUCUGCGUGUGCCCGUCCCCGAUGUGUCGAUCGUCGAUCUGACCGUCCGCCUCGAGAAGGGCGCCUCGUACGACGAGAUCAUCGCCGUCAUCAAGAAGCACGCUGACACUGACCUCAAGGGCAUUCUCGGCUACACCGACGAGGAGGUCGUCUCGCAGGACUUCUGCGGCGACGCCCACUCCUCGAUUGUCGAUAUCAAGGCCGGUAUUGCUCUCAACGACAACUUUGUCAAGCUGCUUUCGUGGUACGAUAACGAGUUUGGCUACUCGCAGCGCGUCGUCGAUUUGAUCGAGUUCGUCGCCAGCAAGGAGUAAAUUUUUAUUUUCUUUGUCUCCCCAAUCUCUACGUAAUUUUAUUUUCAACCUUUUGAACAAUCAGCUGUAUUGUGUGUCGAAAAAAA
Kickxella alabastrina is the source of this 1269-nucleotide messenger RNA. RefSeq names its product glyceraldehyde-3-phosphate dehydrogenase. Gene Ontology annotation, molecular function: oxidoreductase activity, acting on the aldehyde or oxo group of donors, NAD or NADP as acceptor; NAD binding; NADP binding. Gene Ontology annotation, biological process: glucose metabolic process. NCBI's taxonomy places the organism in Eukaryota, Fungi, Kickxellomycota, Kickxellomycetes, Kickxellales, Kickxellaceae. The record is from RefSeq and is a predicted model, not a curated record. The transcript has 2 exons. Bases 173 to 1183 code for a protein of 336 amino acids.